GGUCGCCAUCGAUCGGUUAUCUUGAGAAGCUGGCGUAGCAGGAGAGGGACGAAGGGGGAUGGUGAGUAUGCGGGAUCAGGAGGAUGAGAGGGGUUGGGAUUUGGUCGGUCAGGAUGGGAUUGCGACGACAGAGGACGCAGAGGGUGCCGACCAGGAUAUGGAUGGAGAGGAGGAGAAGGUCGAAAUGCCAGAAACCGUUGACCAUCUGAGCACUCAACAGCUAGCACGUCUUCUUGACGAAGAGGCGGCCAUGCUGCACGAGAUGCAGGCCAAGGUAGGUAAGGAGCUCCAUUACCUUCAGGUGGAAGAGGCCAUGCUUAUGAAACUCCGGGAUCGGAUGGAGAGUGCAGAGCAGGCAUUGCUGGCUAGGGAAGGAGACGAUGGAGGAGGAGGCAAUUCGACACGUGGCAGUGGAAAGGACGCGGAGGAGGAAGCUGUCAACCUGGGAGAAAGGGAGGAGGAGGAGGAGGUGGAGGAGGAGGAGGAAGGGGGGGAGGAGGGGGAGGUGGAUUGCUCUGAUGAGGACGUGGAAAGGGAGCAUCAUGAUGAUCUGGGGAUGGAGAACGGGAGGAGGAGGAGAAGAAGAAGUGCGCUCUAUGAUGAUGAUGAUGAUGAGGAGGAGGAGGAGUUCGGUGCUAGUUUGCAUUCGAGGGCUCGUGGAGGUACAAGCAAUAUCUUGACUGACGCUGAUGAUGAUGACGAUGACCGUUUUCUCGCGGACGUGGAGGCAGAGGUGGAUGAGCUGGCUGUCGUGUCUAGCAGGAAAGGUGUUUGUAAUCGUGACCAGGGAGGGCUUGUUAUGAAACAUGGUGCAAUUGGGCUUCGGACGUAUCAGCACUCUGUGGAAGAGGAGGAAGAGGAGGAAGAGGAGGAGGAGGAGGAGGAUGUGUAGGAGGAGGAGGAGGAGGUUGAUGAGCUGGCUGUCCUAUCUGGCAGGAAAGGUGUUGGUAGUCAUGACCAGGGAGGACUUCUGAUGAAAUGGACAACUGAGCACUCUGUGGGAGAGGAGGGUGAGGAGGAGGAAGAGAAGGAGAAGCGAGGCAAAAUGCGAAUCAAGGGCAGCAUGAAGGCAGCUCAGAAGUUCACUCCAGACAUCUUUCCAAAAGUCUCUAAGCUUUGAAAGAUUCCGGCAGGUGGAUUGGACAGGGUCGCAUCUCAGCAGAAUGAAGAAGCGGACUACGUAGCCGCGCCAUGGCUGCAUUUCUUGGCGGGAUCCUAUUGUCAACAAAUCUAGAUGGAUGAUGGGUGUGCAUGCAUGCAUGGAUGCGUGAAUAGAUGCAUGAAUGGAUGGAUGACAGGGACGCAUGCAUGCAUGCGUGAAUGCACGCAUGGAUGCAUGAAUAGAUGCA
Chara braunii is the source of this 1349-nucleotide messenger RNA. Lineage: Eukaryota; Viridiplantae; Streptophyta; Charophyceae; Charales; Characeae. The record is from the annotation of a GenBank genome assembly.